Molecule: messenger RNA, 1599 nt
Organism: Bactrocera oleae (olive fruit fly)
Lineage: Eukaryota; Metazoa; Arthropoda; Insecta; Diptera; Tephritidae
Source: RefSeq, a predicted model, not a curated record
AAAACAUAACACGGCAACACACUAUAGCAGAUUUGUGGCAUUUGAACGUUUUAGUAGCAGAAUAACGGUUGGCAACCCGUACCAAUGUGACUUUAGUAAUAGAAUAUAAGUAGGCAACCUGUACCAGGUGUGAUUUUAGGAGUAGAAUUUUCAAGGCAACCCGUACCAAGUGGGACAUAUGUGUGUGUGGAUUAGUGAAUAUCUUAGGAUUGGUUACUUGUCGUUUUAUACAAUGGCGUUGUGUAAGUAUAAGUAUUGUAGAUUUAUACAAUGAAGAUGUGUUAUUAAACGAAAAUAUUUGAAAUGAUAUUAUAAAGGUACUUAAACUUAAAUAUGUUUCUUCUUUGGAGAACCUAUCCGAGGUGUUAUAUAAAAACUUUGAAAGUCACUAGGUAUUUCCCUAUUUGUCAUAUAUCGAAUCGUAUUAAUGCUGAGAGAAAAUGUCUAAACGUGGUAGAGGCACCUGUUACAACAGUAUCAUCCCUUGACCAAAAAUGUAAGGAUGUCACUAAAGAUUUGACACAAAAUGUGAUUGGAAAUGAUACUAAAGGUAAUUUAUGGCACCCCAGUCCAAAUACAGAGUUAAAACACAUGGCGAGCUAUUUAAAAAAAUUGUCGAAAUUUCGUUUGACGUCUCUUGUGGUAAUAACUGCGAUGAGCGGAUAUGCAAUGGCCCCGGCUCCUUUUGAGUUCUGCACUUUUCUAUCAUGCACUGUGGGUACGUGUUUAGUUUCUGCUGCCGCUAAUGCAAUAAACCAAUAUCACGAAGUACCAUUUGAUUCACAAAUGAAUAGAACUAAAAAUCGCGUUUUGGUCACUGGACAGUUAACACCUCUGCAUUCAGUUAAAUUUGCGAUUAUAUCAGCAACGGCGGGGUUGAGUUUGCUUUAUUUUGGAGUGAAUGGGUUAACGGCUGCUUUAGGGGCUUCGAACUUGUUUUUAUAUACAUCUGUCUACACGCCUUUAAAAAGAAUAAGUAUUUUAAAUACAUGGAUCGGAUCGAUUGUGGGUGCUAUUCCUCCGCUGAUGGGAUGGUCUGGUUGUACUGGAAACCUUGAUGUAUCAGCAUUUGUACUAGCAGGAGUACUCUUUGCUUGGCAAUUUCCUCACUUCAAUGCAUUGUCAUGGAAUCUCCGACCUGAUUAUUCGCGUGCUGGGUAUCGAAUGAUGUCCGUGACUAAUCCCGCGUUAUGUCGAAAAACAGCUUUGAGGUAUACUGCAUUAAUUGCAUUGUUAUCUGCAUAUGCGCCCGUUUUAAAUUUGACAUCAUAUUGGUUUGCUUUGGAAUCAUUUCCUUUAAACGCUUACUUUUGCUAUUUGGCAUACAAAUUUUAUAAAAAAUCGGAUAGUAAUACUUCGAGAAUGUUAUUUCGUUUUUCUCUUAUCCAUCUACCAUUAUUGAUGUUGCUAUUCUUAUUGAAUAAAAAACGGUGGUUUAUAACAGAAAACAAAAGCUGUGUUCCUGAGAUGCAUAUGGGUGAGCUUGGCUGUGUAAAUUCUUUGAGUGGACAAUCGGCUAAAUCAAAACUGAUUAUGUAAAACGAAAAGUAAAAAUAAUGUAAAUAUAGUAAUAAAGAUUAUGUAUGUUAUAUAAAUAAA